GAGCCGCGCACGGGCGGGGACUUUCCGGGAGACGGCUGGACCAGCUGAGCCAGGCAGCCCCCGUGACCUGCCCAGGGCAGAGCGACCGGGCGAAGGCCCGGGACUGACCUCCGGGCAGGAACGACGAGCCCGAGUCCCGCCCACCACGAGUGGUCCCGGAGGAACCCCUGGCCCGGUUCACACCGCCGGCCGGUGUCCUCUGCUACGCGGCCGGAGCAGCGUCGCCUGGCGCUCCUCGAAGUAACACAUCGGUCCGGGAAGUGCCCCGACCCAUUUUACAGGGAACCCACGCCUGGGGCCGCGGCCCACGACCCGGAACUGCCGACCACGCCUCCUUAAGCGCCCGCGCAACGCGCCAGCGCCCGCGAGGGCGGGCCGGGAUCUGGCGCCUGCGCAGACGCGACGGCGAGCUGCGUCGUUACUUUUGAAACCAGUGGCGGGACCCGCUGUGGAGCCCAUCGGAGCCUUGCGGUCGCCGAGUGCUGGGGCCGCGCGCCGCGGCCUUGGGCCUGGCCAUGGCGCGGCAGCUCUCCCGGGAGCAGGGCAUCACCCUGCGUGGGAGCGCCGAAAUCGUGGCGGAGUUCUUCUCAUUUGGCAUCAACAGCAUUUUGUAUCAGCGUGGCAUUUACCCCGCCGAAACCUUUACUCGGGUGCAGAAAUAUGGACUCACCUUGCUUGUAACUACUGAUCCUGACCUUAUGAAAUACCUAAAUAAUGUGGUGGAACAACUAAAAGAUUGGCUGUACAAGUGCUCCGUUCAGAAACUGGUGGUGGUCAUCUCGAACAUCGAAAGUGGCGAGGUCCUUGAAAGAUGGCAGUUUGACAUCGAGUGUGACAAGACUGCCAAAGACGACAGCACACCCAGAGAGAAGUCUCAGAAAGCGAUCCAAGACGAAAUCCGCUCGGUGAUCAGACAGAUCACUGCUACCGUGACGUUUCUGCCGCUGCUGGAAGUUCCCUGUUCCUUUGAUCUGCUGAUCUAUACGGACAAAGAUCUGGUUGUGCCUGAGAAGUGGGAAGAGUCGGGGCCGCAGUUCAUUACCGACUCCGAGCAGGUGCGCCUGCGCUCCUUCACCACCACCAUCCACAAGGUGAGCAGCACGGUGGCCUACAAAAUCCCCGUCCUCGACUGAGGGGGCGCCAGUGGCACGAGUGGGGUUCUCCGAUGCCUGCUUCCUGAAACCACGUCAGCGACAGUCUGUGAUGCGCUUCACUGCUUGAUUUUCAGAUGAGCCAAACCCAACAUUUUAUUGAACUGCAUGAUUGUUCCAUCUUUUGGUACCUGUUUGACUUUCAAUGUAAUUUUUUCCAUACUAUUCAGAAGGGAGCCGCAGGUGGCAUGGGCACCACCAGGUCCUUUUCUGUGAUGGUCGUAACUAGACGGGAAAACUUGUGCUGUAAAGCUGAGCGUCUUUUUAAUCCUACCUUCUGGUCGAGUAGCUUGAGUCAGACAGAAUGCAGGUGAACAUGAAACACAGCAGCAGAAGCCCGCCAUUCGGAAUCUUUAUUUAGGACUAAAGUGACUGAUCGGCCACCGCAACAAAACACUUCUAUUAGGUCCUUCUGCCAUCUGUUUCAUUUGUAUAGUUUCCAUAUUGAAGAAAAUCUCCAAUUAUUUGAUUUAAUGUAUAUAAUUUACACCCAUAAAGCCACUGCUAUUUCUACUGUUUAAAUUUUGGUGAUACAGAAUUCCUAAUGUCUUUUUGUUUAUAAAAUCAGGCUCUAAGUGACAGUGAUAAAUAAAGUUAGAUGUGUGUGUUUUA
Messenger RNA from Artibeus jamaicensis (Jamaican fruit-eating bat), 1763 nucleotides. RefSeq names its product mitotic arrest deficient 2 like 1 (gene MAD2L1). Gene Ontology annotation, biological process: mitotic spindle assembly checkpoint signaling. NCBI's taxonomy places the organism in Eukaryota, Metazoa, Chordata, Mammalia, Chiroptera, Phyllostomidae. The coding region runs from base 516 to 1133 and encodes 205 amino acids. The record is from RefSeq and is a predicted model, not a curated record. Gene Ontology annotation, cellular component: kinetochore; nucleoplasm; cytoplasm. The transcript is spliced from 6 exons.